AUGGCGUUGCAGCCAUUGAGAGCAUUCUCGGUGGGAGCUCAAGCAUCGCUUUCAACGGAAAAGGUGACGGACGAUUCUUCCAACAACAACAACAAAACACCUCAGAGCACCGUGACCUGUGUUUACCAGACCCACGUUGCUGGGUAUUGGCGUAACGUGACAAUUACGUGGGGGAAGAACCUCAUGAAUUCCAUCUCCCUCAACCUCAUCAUCAACAGCCUAGAAGGCGAGACAUCCUACAGUUUCAAGCUCGACCUCAAGCCCUGGCAUUUUUGGAGCAAAAGAGGGAGCAAAGGGUUCGAACUCGAAGGCAGCAACAUCGAAAUCCAUUGGGAUCUCCGGUCGGCCAAAUUCAUUGGGACCUGCCCGGAGCCGGCCGGUGACUACUACGUGGCCGUGGUGUGCGACGAGGAGAUCGUCCUGUUGCUAGGAAACUACAAGAACAAGGUGUACAAGAGGACCAAGGCAAAGCCGACUUUGGUGGAAGCGGUUCUGGUUUCCAAGAAGGAGAACGUCUUUGCCAAGAAGUCGUUCGCCACGAGGGCUAAGUUCGACGAGAAGAAGCAGCAGGAGCAUGACAUUAUCAUCGAGAGCUCCACGUCGGGGCUGAAAGACCCUGAAAUGUGGAUAAGCAUAGAUGGGCUGGUAAUGGUCCACGUCAAGAAUUUGCAGUGGAAAUUCAGAGGGAACCAAGUGGUGACGGUGAACAAGCAGCCGGUUCAGAUAUUUUGGGACGUCCAUGAUUGGUUGUUCAAUGGCGAAGGAGGAGGAGGAAGCAACAGCGCGGGUAGCCAGGGUUUGUUCACGUUUAAGCCAGGGGCGCCAGAUUUGGAAGAAGAUGAUGGCGGCGAUAGCCCUCACGGCAAUAGCGACGUCAGCGAUGGUACCUAUUUCUCCACCAAGAGUAACAACGGGGCAUCCUCCGAUUUUUGUCUUCUCCUAUUUGCUUGGAAAAUUGAAUAA
This is a messenger RNA of Linum tenue, 963 nucleotides long. The record is from the annotation of a GenBank genome assembly. NCBI's taxonomy places the organism in Eukaryota, Viridiplantae, Streptophyta, Magnoliopsida, Malpighiales, Linaceae.